This is a messenger RNA of Penicillium brevicompactum, 225 nucleotides long. RefSeq lists its product as uncharacterized. Bases 1 to 225 code for a protein of 74 amino acids. The transcript has a single exon. The record is from RefSeq and is a predicted model, not a curated record. Lineage: Eukaryota; Fungi; Ascomycota; Eurotiomycetes; Eurotiales; Aspergillaceae.
AUGCACAUACAUACAGUAUGUGCAGCGGACAAUGGAAGGCUGUAUCAUGUGCAUGGAACCCCAUUGAAGGCGAGCGAUAUCGACGUCGACCAUUCAGGAAAGGCCGAGAAUGCGGAAGUGGAACCCGACAUUGGCCAGUUGAGCAGGCUUGAAUGUCAGGGCCAGACCAAUGGAGGAUCGAGCAAAUGGUGGGACCAGGAAUCGGGGAAUCAGGGAUAUCCCUAG